UUGUUGUUUUAUCAAAUCCACAUUUCCCCAAUUUCAGUUCUCUCAAGCCUUCUUCUUCUUCUUCGCUUCAGCCAUGGGAACCCUAUCUCUCUCAUCUUCACUCAAACCUUCACUCGUUUCAUCAAGACUCAAUUCAUCUUCAUCUGCCUCUUCUUCUUCAUUCCCAAAACCAAACAGUCUCCACCUCAAACCCACCAAACUCAUUUCACCACCUCUCAGAACAACUUCUCCGUCGCCUCUGAGAUUCGCUAAUGCUUCUUCAAUCGAGAUGUCGCAGACACAGGAAUCAGCUAUUCGCGGAGCUGAAUCUGACGUCAUGGGUCUUCUCCUCAGGGAACGAAUCGUCUUCCUCGGUAGCGGUAUCGACGAUUUCGUAGCUGAUGCUAUCAUGAGUCAGUUGCUGCUUUUAGAUGCUAAAGACCCUAAGAAAGAUAUCAAACUCUUUAUCAAUUCCCCUGGUGGUUCCCUCAGUGCAACCAUGGCUAUAUACGAUGUGGUUCAACUUGUGAGAGCUGAUGUUUCGACGAUUGCUCUUGGAAUCGCUGCAUCAACAGCUUCGAUUAUUCUCGGUGCUGGAACUAAAGGUAAGCGUUUUGCUAUGCCCAACACGAGGAUAAUGAUUCAUCAACCUCUUGGAGGUGCGAGCGGUCAAGCUAUAGAUGUUGAGAUCCAAGCUAAGGAAGUUAUGCAUAACAAGAACAAUGUCACCAGCAUUAUCGCGGGAUGUACCAGCCGAUCGUUUGAGCAGGUUCUGAAAGAUAUUGAUAGAGACCGGUACAUGUCUCCAAUUGAAGCGGUUGAGUAUGGUUUGAUAGAUGGAGUUAUUGAUGGAGACAGCAUUAUUCCUCUCGAACCUGUUCCUGAUAGAGUGAAACCGAGAGUAAACUACGAGGAGAUUAGCAAGGAUCCGAUGAAAUUCUUGACUCCGGAGAUACCUGAUGACGAGAUUUACUAAAGCCAAGCUCAUCUUGAAUCAGGGAUCUUCCAAUGUGACUCAGACUGGUGGUUUCGAGGACAUAGCUCGAUUACUUCUGCGGUUACUGGUGAUUGGCUUUGCGAAACCGAAGCUGGAGUUACUUACCUUUUGUAAUCUCUCAUAUUUUACUUGUUCAGAAAAUAAUUGUUCUUUAAAUCACUCUGUUUUGAGCAAAAAGACAUAAAAAGAAGCUGUAGUAGAUUUCAUUUACGACAAUCACUUUUCAAGUGUUCUAUGGAUUCAAGAAGUAGCGGUCAGUAUUUCUUUAGUAUUUUCAUA
Camelina sativa (false flax) is the source of this 1255-nucleotide messenger RNA. Its product is annotated as ATP-dependent Clp protease proteolytic subunit 4, chloroplastic. The record is from RefSeq and is a predicted model, not a curated record. NCBI's taxonomy places the organism in Eukaryota, Viridiplantae, Streptophyta, Magnoliopsida, Brassicales, Brassicaceae. Gene Ontology annotation, molecular function: serine-type endopeptidase activity; ATP-dependent peptidase activity; ATPase binding. Gene Ontology annotation, biological process: protein quality control for misfolded or incompletely synthesized proteins. Gene Ontology annotation, cellular component: endopeptidase Clp complex.